AUGUACACCACGCUCCAGGCCAACUCCUUGAAGCAGAUCGUGGUGCGGUCCGCAGACGACCUCAACCAGGCCAACAUCUCCACCGUCACGGGGAAGCCCAAGAGAACCCGAUCCAAGACGGGCUGCUUGUGCUGUCGAAUGAGAAAGAAGAAGUGUGACGAGCAGCGGCCCAGCUGUGGCCUAUGUACAACAAGAGGCAUCCAGUGUGUGUACCUGGACCUGGCCCAGAUCAAGUCGAGGACCUCUCUCCAGGGCAUCUCCGAGGAUGCUCCAGUCUCAUCGGGGUCGGGUGAAAUACUGCCAGAGACAUCAAUAGCACCCAUGGACGAGCCUAUCGAGGCUGUUUUAGACUCAAAAGUGCCGGUUAAGCUCGAGCCUGAGCACGGACCCGCCGAGUUUGACGAGUUCUUGUUUCUUUCCCCGGGAUCCAAAGGCCACCCCACUGAAACUGAGUUCCCCAAUCAAGACUACAGCCUCGUGCCCCUCAACAAGCAAAAGGCCAUGCAGCCAAAUACCCUCGUGGAGCCUAUCGAUCCUUUCCGGUUGAUUCUCGACGAAAGAGGCUACCAGCUUGUGUACUUCUUCCACAACGAAAUAAUCCAUCGCAUCUGCAUCUCCCCCAAAUCCUGCCAAAACCACUUCGCCUCGACCUUCACAGGCGUUUCGUACCGUGACGAAAGCGUGCUACGGCUUCUUGCAGCAUGGGGUGCAUUAUUCGUCGAUGGGCCCAACUCAGCAAGCCUCAAGUCAAGAAUGCACGAAGCAGACCUCUCCUUGCAACGGUUCUAUUCAAACAAAGUGCUCGACGAUCAAGACAAAUUCAACCUAAUAUGUUUCCACUUGAACGCAGCCGGUAUCGGCGUUUGCUCAGGUGACACCAAGGAAUGGGUUCACCAUCACCGCAAGUGUGGUGAGCUCAUCCGUGGCUUCGGCUCAACAAAGAACUUUUUGGCCAAAAUGAACUAUUCCAACAGUGCCAAAUGGGUCAUCUCCAACCUUCACUACAAUGACGUUAUGUCGUCCGAGUCGCUCAAACAUGGCACUUUGCUUACUGCCGAAGAGUAUGGCUCGCCUUUCAAAGAUGAAACCGACUUCACCUAUGGAAUCGAUCCUCUCCAGGGCUGUAUGCACCUGAUCUUCUUGGUGCUCUGUGAAAUUCUACAAGCCUAUUCCGUUUUAUCGUCCGUCAGGAGAACCCUCAAAGAAGACAGUAAGAAUGUCGCCCACGACCCUUCCAUCGAUAUAAAUCUCCUCAACAGCCGUCGUCUCCAACACUACAAAGAAACUGAAAAACAUGGGAAACGACUCUGGGCAAAAGUCGAAGCCUGCAAGCCUCGCAAGAACCAAGAAUGCUUUAUCGAACCUAGUCAACUCCACAACCAUCACACACUUUUCGAGGCCUUCAGAAACACAUGCAAGCUUUAUGUGCUUAUGUAUAUCAGAGAUCUCCCUCCUAGAACCCCGGAGGUACAAGGCGUUCUUUUGGAAACAUUCAAGCUACUAGACGUACUCAUUGAAUGCGAUCUCAGAGCCGCCGUUACGAAGAUAAUGCUCCUUUGCGGCCUCGCCUGUUACAAGGAAAUGGACCGUAUUGAGCUCAGACAUAAGUUCACACGUUUGCAAACCUACUACAAAGUGUUUAAUGUUCACAAUGUCAGGCACAUUGUGGAGCAGAUCUGGAUCGCCAAUCCAGACGGACUUUUGACCAUCGAUUGGGGCGAGACAUGUGAAAAGAUGGGAUGGACAGUGGCGGCCUUCUAA
Molecule: messenger RNA, 1761 nt
Organism: Candidozyma duobushaemuli
Lineage: Eukaryota; Fungi; Ascomycota; Pichiomycetes; Serinales; Metschnikowiaceae
Product: Zn(II)2Cys6 transcription factor
Exons: 1
Coding region: 1-1761 (586 amino acids)
Biological process (GO): positive regulation of transcription by RNA polymerase II
Cellular component (GO): nucleus
Molecular function (GO): DNA-binding transcription factor activity, RNA polymerase II-specific; zinc ion binding; transcription cis-regulatory region binding
Source: RefSeq, a predicted model, not a curated record